AUGACCUCUCCUUACUCUACUACCUCGUCACCCGGUUACCAUUCGCCCAACAUGCAAAAGUACAACACGCAUAACCAACAGCUCAAUAAAUAUACCCUUCAACCGCCACGAUGGAUCCCGCCACUUUGUAAGACAAUGCCAUCGCUUGGGUAUCCUGGCAUGUAUCCCCAACGCCCGAAUCAAAUCGAGGACGUUACGACAGAGUCCAAUGUACGCACUGGAUUUAUUGAUCGUCCUGCAGUAUCGAAUGAACACACCUGUGCAUAUGACAUGGUAUAUAGUAAACUUCAGGAUGAUCAACGUGUACUUGAAGAUCUAGGCUCCUUUGCUGUGGACGUCCUCAAGAGAAAACGCAACGCUGCCAAAAUCACUGGAACUUCAACAUUCAAGCCGCCUAUGCGCUCAACACUCAUCGAGAGCAAGAAAGAGCAGUGGAUGCACGAGUUAGCAAGUGGUACGCAACCAUUGCGUAAGCUGGCAAAAAAUGUACCACAUGGAUUCAAGGGUGAAAAGCUGUUGGAAACCUUGGCCAUGAGACAAGUGCCAUUGCUUAGAGCUGCAUGGUAUAUCAAAGUAGUCGGGCUUUCGGAAAUGAGCCAACGCAAUGCUAACAACAAUGCAACAUCAGUGUCACAAGCUUAUCAAUGGACGACCGUCGUCGUUAGUCAUCUUAGAAGACAGCUUAGCGAACUUUCAUCUGCGCAAUCAUCCAAUUCCACAAACGCUGGUUCCGGUCGAGGAUACAAAGGACAUCCAAGCACACCAGGCAAUUAUCACGACAAUGCAUCAAAGCCAUGGGCAACACCCGAAAAUCGGGAGCGAUUUGAACAGCGAUGGUCAUACAGCACAAAGUUGACAAAGUGGCAGUACUGUGAAGGGCUGUUAGAUCAACGAACAUUCUUGAAAUGGACCUUGGAUUCGUUGGCACAAUGCAAUUCCUUUGAAGCCAUGUGGUUGCUUUUGACAUUUGUUGUACAAGACUAUGUCGACGAAUAUCGACGGAACCGGACAUUGAUGAAGCUGCUUAUUGAAACACUUAUCAAGGCAUAUGGCGCUGUAAGGCAACUGCCCAAUGAGGGGCUUUUAGAUAUCUAUCGGGACAUUCAAAGAUACAUCGAACGUCUCCUGCAGUCCUUGUUCCUUUCAACGCCCGACAUUUUCGUGAUCCCCAAAUUAUACCACCAGUACCGCCAUCUGUUCGAUGCAAUAUUCGGAGAUGAGAGUCGGAAAGAUGCCGCUGUCGCAUUACCGGACGUUUGUCAUGUGAUGCAAAAGUAUUGGGCUAUGGUCAAGGCACGGAACGAAGUAUUCUGCGGGACGCUAGAGGAGAACCAAUUACGGCUGGAUGGAAACUGUAAACAUAUUGUACAGUCAGAAAGUCGGGCGGAAUUCGAAGAAACAAGACGCACCCAAGUCAAUGAGGAUCAUAUCAUUCGAACUCUGGACUGUAUUGGACGAAAUGUCGACAGUGGGACAGGCUUGAUGAUAGACGAGAAUGGCUGGAUGGAUCUUCAAGGACAAACGGCAGCAUCUGCAGCAAACUCCAUAUUUGGUGGUGUACUAAGCAAGGAUACAUCUACUGUCCAGCAACGAGUGAACAUAAUGUGUCGUUGGGCAAACGAUCCAAAGCCGGCUGUUGUUUUAUUAUUUGAUACGCUGAUCCGGUUACAUUUAUUCUCAUACCAAAAAUAUUUAUUACGGCUUAUUGCGCGUGGUGACCUUGAGCCUCGAAGGCGACAUGAACCUGGAACUGUUCGAUGCCUUAACUAUCUUGCCUCGUUUCCGCUUUUGACGCCAGCACCUCCCUAUCUCAUCAACCAACGACGAGUGGCAAUUUAUGGCACGCGCAACGGGCAGAUCAACGGAGUAGAGGAUGAAGUGCUUGCACAAUUAAAACGACUUGCCAAGCGAGCAGUAGCAGUGUCCGGAUCAGAGGAUGACGAUGAUUUGAGCACCCUGUUUGGUCAAAAAGCGACGAGCCUCACGCAGCCUGAUUCAGACGAUUCACUCGAGGCCAUGGACUUAUCGCUCACGAGUUGCUAUGAUCAAGACAUGGCUCGAGUCAUGCGAGGAGCAACACGAUAUACGAUAUUAAAUUUUACAUCCGAAUGGCUUGUUCCUGAGCUGAAGCGCUUUGUUGUCAAGAGCGUCCCUAUUGGCGAAGAUAAUUGGCGCGUGAUGACUUCGCCUGGCUCGUGUUUACUGAACGUCCGGCAAUAUGUCGCCAUCAUUAAGAUGCUUGAAUGUGCUAAGGACUAUCUCGGUAUCAUCGAGGUCGCUCUGUGGGUUCUCGAAAAGACGAACGAGCGAUCCGUAUACUCAUUUACAAUUGACACGCUCCGUCGACACGCUAGUAUAUGGAAGCUGGUAAAUAACGGCAAACGCGUUGCGGAAGCUGUUUGGGCCAAGCACCAAAGCCUGCAAAGUCGAGGAAUUCGGGAACGAUGUCUUAUGAUGUAUAUGAUCCAGCUUGUUCAAGAGGGCUAUCGAAUAACUGACGAUAUGCGGACACAGCUACAGCGAGACCUGCAUUAUAAGCCGAAAGCACGACAAUAUUCAAGUCGCAACGAUGUACCAUUAGCAACCGAGCUCAGCCAAUUCAUCCAAAAUCCUACGGCAUCCACUGUACAUAGCACCAUUGACUCGGCAUGUUCGCGAUAUCAGAACACGAGUGACUGGACAAUUUCCAUGUUUAGCACCGUAUUCGAAACACUACAGCAAUACGGACGACAACAACAGAUCAACACAAUAGCAGCGUCUUCAACGGGUUCUCAGGAACACAAAGAAGAGUUGUACGAGUUCCGCAAACGGAUCUGCUUUAUGGUAGAUUUUGUAAAAGGCGUUGCAGAUCAGUCAACUCUGACUGGUCAAUUGGACGAUGCUGUGAUACAAUGGCUGUCCCAGCAAUGCAGCCCUAUCAGUGCAACCUUACUAGACGAUCUGCAUGAGUUGCACACGUGGCUGCCGCUAUUCCUUGCAUUGCUUGUCACACGUCGGUUGAUCAGCAUCGACAUGGUAUUGAAGCAUUUUGUACUGCCUUGGCUCGAAGUGAUCAGUCGCGAAGCCCAGCAGCGGUGUGAAUCGCAAUGGACAGAAACGACGGCGGAAACACAACCUUUACGACAGCUUUGUAAAAAUCUGAUCGACCUCGUUCGAAUGCUUGUGGUACAGGAUCGUCCGGAACCGCACGGUCCGUGGGCCUUGAGGGCUGACGAAAUUUUCCAACUGCAAGUCCGGCGACAGCCGCAGCUCGCCACCAACCUCGACAAAUUGGACUACAUGUUUGGCCUUGUGCGAAAUUCAAUCGCGAUCGUGUCCAACCUUCCGUAUAGCAGCCUGUUAAUACAGGAUCUACUGAAACUACGAACCGAUCUGUUACAGCUCGACUGGUUCCGGCGCGCAUGCACGCGCGAUGUCAAUAGUAUAUACCACCAUUUCGCAACACAACACAGUCCGUCUGGAGGCGAGGGAGAAAUACGCAAAAAGAUGCUGAGCAUUGUCGACGAAUUGAUUGGUGGAAACAUGAACAUUGAUCGAGAGUGCCAAGAUAGCAUGGUCCCGAAUGACUUGCUGGAACCCGGCUUUGGCCAGCGACUGCAAGCUGUUUUCGCCAAUUUGAGCCAGUGGAACGAGGAGCAAUGUCGCGUCCAGUUAAACCUACUCCUUGAUAACAUUAUGAUUAAUCAGCACUCUGCGCCAACAGCAGUAGCAGCAGCAGGAGCAGGAGCAGCAGCAACGUCCGAUGCUGGCAACGUCGAGCCUAAUAAGGAACUUGAUUUGUUUGUAAAGUUCUUCUUUGACGCGGUCCUUGCUUCUGCAAGCGACACGGACAGCCAGCAACAAAAUACCCAGCGUCGAUUUGACUUUUUGAUCAACCUGAUCCAUGGUCUGCGAGAACCUAUCAUAUUGGCACUUUUAAAUCACGGGGUGCGCAUGUUGGAAGGAAACAGUUCGGAAGAGGCACCAGCGACCGUGUUCCCAUAUACCAUCCUGCUCACCACGAGCGACAGCAACGGUGCGGUAUGCGAGCAACAGACAUCGUCUGCACACUAUGGACAGCGAUGCCAGGCAUUCUACCUUGUCAUGCAACAUCUGCUGGCCAAGGAUGUGUGGAGCAACACGAAGAAGAUAGAGCUGGUGCAGACGCUGUUCCGACAAGUCGAGCAGUUUAGAGCUGCGAUGAACGUGUACAAGAUUAUGGAAAGCGUGCAUCACGUUUCUUUUGCUGACGCGUCGCGUGCUCUCCAGCAAGCCAAGAAUGUGGAGGUUGCUGUCACGUUGCUAAAGACAGAAGGGUUACCCGAGAGCGAAGCAGCGUCCUCCAGCAAUACACCCGGUGUAAUGCUUCAAGAUAUCCGAAUAAGUUUGCUCUUGCGGCUACGGCUGAUGGUUCCCUUCGUUUCGCUGAUAUGGGAGCACCCGAAGGAGGACGAAUGCGACAUACUGGAAUGGAUAAAGAUUCUAGUCCCGUUGCUGGGAAACCCCAUCGUCCAUGGCAACGGUAGUCAAGAGCGCAUGUUUGAGUUUGUGCUCGACCUAGUGUCCCUGCUUAUUGAUGGUAAGCGAGUGCCAAGGGAAUUACGGAAAACCAAUCUCUCACAUCUCUCGGCGAUGCACAACGAGCUGAGCGGUGUCCCCUCGAUGCUCCAUUGUCGUGUAAAGCGCAUUCUGCCAUUUCUCACACACAACAUCUACCUCUCCAACACUCGACUUGCCUCGUCCCUUUUGGGCGUUGCAAACGCCACGGACCCGCAGCAGCAGCAACAGCAUCUGGAAGCAUCUAUGGACCAGUCCAAGCCGUGGGAGUGGCUUGAGGAUUAUGCGAGCGAGCAGCCGCAUGACAAUGACACUCCUAUCAGCUUCAGUCUUUUCCAUGGACGCAAGGCGAAGAAGACGGAGAACACGUAUGUGCGAUGGUACCAUUUUGGGUUUGGCGACAACCUUCCGUCGAUUGCCGAUGAGGAUGACGACUCGGUAGCUGUUCAUGUGGGCAUGGUCGGUCACCGUCCAUCAAAACGACGGCGGAAUCCGCGCAGUGACGAGCCAGGGCAGCAGCAGCAGCAGCAACAAUCUGCCGAGAACGGAAUGCUAUACAUAGUAGAUGAUGAUCAACAACAGAAACCACUACAACCUCCACCACAACCAUCAUUAUCAUUACAAAGACCGCAAUCACAACCAGUGUUACAACCAUCAUCAUCAUCACAACAACAGCAGCAACCAAUAUCAGCAGAACGGAGGCAAGAUAUGGAGGACGGCGAAUUGCCUUGA
Molecule: messenger RNA, 5268 nt
Organism: Zychaea mexicana
Lineage: Eukaryota; Fungi; Mucoromycota; Mucoromycetes; Mucorales; Lichtheimiaceae
Exons: 16
Coding region: 1-5268 (1755 amino acids)
Biological process (GO): regulation of transcription by RNA polymerase II
Cellular component (GO): mediator complex
Molecular function (GO): transcription coregulator activity
Source: RefSeq, a predicted model, not a curated record